AGGUCCUUACAUAGCAUUGCCAGCCAUGAGUGAGAGAGAGAGACAGAGGAGAUAAUAAGAAUUUGGACAUUCCAUUUUGACCAUUGUUCACAACAAAUCAAGCAUCCACCGUGACCCAACUCUUUUCUCUUUCCUUAACCCCAAUCGGAGCGUCCCCUUCUCCGGCGAUUCUAUGUUCUCUUUCUAGGGUUUUCUUUCUCCGAUCGCCGCUCCACAGAGAUGUCGCGCCAGACGACGUCGUCUGCUUUCACUAAAUCGAAGACCCUCGACAAUAAAUAUAUGCUGGGAGAUGAGAUUGGAAAAGGAGCUUAUGGUCGAGUUUACAAAGGUUUGGACCUGGAGAAUGGAGAUUUUGUUGCCAUUAAACAAGUUUCUUUGGAGAAUAUUGCUCAGGAGGAUCUCAACAUUAUCAUGCAAGAGAUUGAUUUGUUGAAGAAUUUGAACCACAAAAACAUUGUAAAGUAUCUUGGAUCUUCAAAGACAAAAAGUCACCUGCACAUAGUUCUUGAGUAUGUGGAGAAUGGCUCACUUGCAAAUAUUAUCAAGCCAAAUAAAUUUGGACCUUUUCCAGAAUCAUUGGUGGCAGUAUAUAUUGCCCAGGUGUUGGAAGGUUUGGUUUAUCUACACGAACAGGGUGUUAUCCAUCGGGAUAUUAAGGGUGCAAACAUAUUGACAACUAAAGAGGGUCUUGUCAAACUUGCUGAUUUUGGCGUUGCUACAAAAUUAACAGAGGCUGAUGUUAACACUCAUUCAGUUGUUGGAACACCUUACUGGAUGGCCCCAGAGGUUAUAGAAAUGGCUGGGGUUUGUGCAGCUUCUGACAUUUGGAGUGUUGGCUGUACGGUUAUUGAACUUCUUACAUGUGUACCUCCUUAUUAUGAUUUGCAGCCUAUGCCAGCUCUUUUCCGUAUUGUCCAGGAUGAGCAUCCGCCAAUUCCAGAUAGCCUUUCACCUGAUAUUACUGAUUUUUUGCUUCAAUGCUUUAAGAAGGAUGCUAGACAAAGGCCUGAUGCUAAAACUCUGUUGUCUCACCCCUGGAUUCAAAACUGUAGACGUGUCCUGCAGUCUUCUCUUCGCCAUAGUGGAACACUAAGAAAUAUUGAGGAAGAUGAUUCUGCAGAUGCAGAAGUUUCUGGUGGCUAUCAUAAGAGUGCUUAUGAAAACUCUUCUGUGGAGAAAGAGGACUCUGCAAAAGAGCAUACAACUAUGGCUGCUGAUGGCAGCAAAGCUCAUGAAGACAAUGCUGCAGAUUCUAAUUUUUCCAAUGAACAAACAGAGAAAGCAGAUGAUGCUCCAUCGGAUCAGGUUCUUACUUUAGCCAUUCAUGAGAAGUCAUUUCUACAAGCUGGUUCUAGCAAACUCACUUCUAACAGAGAAGUGGUUAAUUCCGAGUCUACUGGCAAUCAUGAAAUUUCUAAUGCUAAAGACCUUCAUGAAGUUGUGAUGAAUGGAGAAGGUGGAUCUCCACAAUCAAGAGGAAUGGCUAGCAAGGUUGGAGGGAAAGACAGUUCUGUAAACAAUGGCAACAAAUCAUUUGCUUUUGGGCCAAGAGGUCAAGAUAAUGGUCCCCUUAAGAAGGCAAUGAAGAUGCCAAUCACUGUGGAAGGAAAUGAGCUGAGUAGAUUUAGUGACCCGCCAGGAGAUGCCUACUUGGAUGAUUUAUUUCAUCCAUUGGAUAAACAACCUGGGGAGGUUGUAGCAGAGGCGUCCACUUCUACAUCCACUUCACAUAUGACUAAAGGUAAUGCAUCUGCAAUUGAUGGUGUGAAAAAUGACUUGGCUAAAGAGUUGAGAGCUACAAUUGCUCGAAAGCAAUGGGAGAAGGAAAGUGAAAUUGGACAGGCAAACAAUGGCGGGAAUCUUUUGCACCGAGUGAUGAUAGGCGUUCUAAAAGAUGAUGUGAUUGAUAUAGAUGGUUUGCAGGUCUUCGACGAAAAACUUCCUGGAGAGAACCUUUUUCCUUUGCAGGCUGUUGAGUUCAGCAAACUAGUGGGUUCAUUAAAACCAGAGGAAUCAGAAGACAUGAUUGUUUCUGCAUGUCAGAAACUUAUUGGUAUAUUUCACCAACGUCCAGAGCAGAAGAUUGUUUUUGUUACCCAGCAUGGCUUACUUCCUCUGACAGAUUUGCUAGAAGUUCCUAAAACACGUAUCAUAUGUUCUGUGCUCCAGCUUAUAAAUCAAAUAGUUAAGGACAACACUGAUUUUCAAGAAAAUGCAUGUCUUGUUGGAUUGAUUCCUGCAGUCACAAGCUUUGCAGUACCUGAUCGUCCUCGAGAGAUUCGGAUGGAAGCAGCUUAUUUUUUACAGCAGCUUUGUCAGUCAAGUUCUUUGACAUUACAAAUGUUUAUAGCUUGCCGCGGAAUACCUGUUUUAGUGGGAUUUCUUGAAGCUGAUUAUGCCAAGUACAGGGAGAUGGUUCAUCUGGCUAUUGAUGGCAUGUGGCAGGUAUUUAAGCUUCAGCAGUCAACGCCUAGAAAUGAUUUUUGCCGGAUAGCUGCUAAGAAUGGAAUACUUCUCAGGCUUAUAAAUACUCUUUAUAGCUUAAAUGAGUCAACUCGAUUAGCUUCUAGCUCUGCUGGGGGUGGAUUUUCAGUUGACGGUUCAGCUCAACGCCCACGAUCUGGUAUCUUGGAUCCCAAUCAUCCUUAUAUCAAUCAGAAUGAGACAAUGCUAUCUUCAGUAGAUCAGCAAGAUCCCCCUAAAGUGAGACGUGCAGUACCUGAUCAUCACUUAGAACCUUCAUCAUCCAAUCCCCGAAGAUCAGAUGCUAACUACCCUGUGGAUGUUGAUAGACCCCAAUCAAGCAAUGCAACAGCUGAUGAGAAGAGUUUGAACCAAGCAUCCAGAGAAUCUUCAGCAGGUGCAUUGAAAGAGCGAGAGAAUAUGGAUCGUUGGAAAACUGAUCCUUCUCAGCCACGUAUUUCUAAUAACAGGACAUCAACUGAUAGGCCACCAAAAUCUACAGAACCAUCAUCAAAUGGGUUAUCAGUAACAGGAACUAUGCACCAAGAGCAAGUUAGGCCUCUUCUUAGCUUGUUGGAUAAAGAGCCCCCAUCUGGACGCUUUUCUGGACAGCUUGAGUAUAUGCGUCAGUUUUCAGGAUUAGAAAGACAUGAAAGUGUACUCCCUUUGUUACAUGCCACUGAAAAGAAAACAAAUGGUGAACUAGACUUUUUAAUGGCAGAAUUUGCAGAUGUUUCUCAACGUGGAAGGGAAAAUGGAAAUCUUGACUCUAGUGCUAGAGUUUCUCAUAAAGUCACUCCCAAGAAAUUAGGAACUUUGGGUUCCAGUGAAGGAGCUGCUUCCACAUCUGGGAUUGCAUCACAGACAGCUUCAGGUGUACUCUCUGGUUCAGGUGUUCUAAAUGCUAGACCAGGUAGUGCUACUUCGUCUGGACUACUUUCCCACAUGGUUUCAUCGCUGAAUGCAGAAGUUGCCAGAGAGUAUCUGGAGAAAGUGGCAGAUCUUCUUCUUGAGUUUGCACAGGCAGACACCACAGUGAAAUCUUAUAUGUGUAGCCAAAGCUUGCUCAGUCGUCUUUUCCAGAUGUUUAAUAGGGUGGAGCCUCCUAUUUUGUUGAAGAUACUGAGGUGUAUUAAUCAUCUGUCAACUGAUCCAAAUUGCUUAGAAAAUCUUCAGCGUGCUGAAGCAAUAAAAUACUUGAUACCAAAUCUUGAACUGAAAGAAGGAUCUCUUGUAUCAGAGAUACAUCACGAGGUCUUGAACGCACUAUUCAAUUUAUGCAAGAUAAAUAAGAGGAGACAAGAACAAGCAGCUGAAAAUGGAAUCAUUCCCCAUUUGAUGCUAUUCAUCACAUCAAAUUCUCCCUUGAAACAGUAUGCAUUGCCUCUGCUAUGUGACAUGGCUCAUGCAUCUCGCAAUUCAAGGGAGCAAUUAAGGGCCCAUGGCGGUUUGGAUGUCUAUUUGAACCUUCUUGAGGAUGAGCUUUGGUCUGUGACAGCACUAGACUCUAUUGCUGUUUGUUUAGCCCACGACAAUGAUAAUAGGAAGGUUGAACAAGCACUGCUGAAAAAGGAUGCAGUUCAGAAGCUUGUGAAGUUCUUCCAAGGCUGUCCAGAGCAGCAUUUUGUACACAUAUUGGAGCCUUUCUUGAAAAUCAUCACAAAAUCUGCAAGGAUCAAUACCACAUUGGCUGUUAAUGGAUUAACACCGCUGCUCAUUGCAAGGCUAGAUCAUCAGGAUGCUAUAGCUCGUCUUAAUUUACUCAGGCUAAUAAAGGCCGUUUAUGAGCAUCACCCUCAGCCCAAGAAAUUGAUUGUGGAGAAUGAUCUACCUGAAAAACUUCAAAACUUGAUAGGGGAACGGAGAGAUGGACAAGUCUUGGUUAAACAGAUGGCUACUUCAUUACUUAAAGCACUACACAUAAACACCGUUUUGUAAAUUUAGAUUUGAAUGGUCAUUUUCUUUUAUGUAUAUUUAUCGGUGUACAUAACUUUGUCUUUUAUUUGGUUUGCUUAUUUUUAUUUCCAGUUUGGUUGAGUGGGAAAAAAAUAGCAUAGGCUGGCGUAUCUCGUUUUGAUUCUUGGAUAAUAUUUUAGCAGAUGGCUAAUUUUGACGGCUUCAAUGGCCGAAAUGUUUUUUUUUUGUCAACUAUAUAUAGCUGUUUUAGUAUGGAUACGAGGUGAAAAAUUCUUCAUGUAUUAGUUUAAAAUCAUCAAUUUGUCAACUAUAUUUAUCGGUGUCCA
This is a messenger RNA of Glycine soja, 4706 nucleotides long. Its product is annotated as MAP3K epsilon protein kinase 1-like. Gene Ontology annotation, molecular function: protein binding; ATP binding; protein serine/threonine kinase activity. NCBI's taxonomy places the organism in Eukaryota, Viridiplantae, Streptophyta, Magnoliopsida, Fabales, Fabaceae. Gene Ontology annotation, biological process: protein phosphorylation. Bases 220 to 4401 code for a protein of 1393 amino acids. The record is from RefSeq and is a predicted model, not a curated record. Gene Ontology annotation, cellular component: cytoplasm. The transcript has 25 exons.